This is a messenger RNA of Toxorhynchites rutilus septentrionalis, 4329 nucleotides long. RefSeq names its product amphiphysin (gene Amph). The record is from RefSeq and is a predicted model, not a curated record. Gene Ontology annotation, cellular component: plasma membrane; cytoplasm. Lineage: Eukaryota; Metazoa; Arthropoda; Insecta; Diptera; Culicidae. The transcript is spliced from 11 exons. The coding region runs from base 611 to 2536 and encodes 641 amino acids. Gene Ontology annotation, molecular function: phospholipid binding; protein binding.
GAGCCGCGGAUUCGUUCAGUCGUCAGUGAUCGUCGUCGCGAGUUGGUGUGUCGGGGCUCGUGUUUAUGUGUUUUUUUCAACCCACUCGAAGAGGAUUUGUUUUUUUGUUUGUUGCUGAAUUCUGAAUAUUUUGACAGCUAGGGCCAACCGGGAGGAGAACCGAGAAAUAUAGCGAAAACAACAGAGAAAAGCUGGUGUACGGUUGGAGUUUAUUUAUUGCCUUCUUUUCGAAGAGGAAAAUCAAAAACCGAACGGUGGAUAAAGCGAGUGCGAAUACAAGGGAGGGAGCGAAAGAGAGAAUAAGCGUUUUCCUUCAGAUUUUUCCGAAUCAAAUAUUUUGUCUGCUAUUGAGAGCGGUGUGAGCUCCUUUGCGACUCUGUGGUCAGUGAAAUUAGAAGUUGGACGGUGUGGAAGUGUGAGAGUUGGCCAAUGCUGACCAUCGUGCAUAUUUUGUGACGAGUAGAGAGAUAUUCCGGUGAUUGGAUAUAAAUAGCGUCGCCGAACCCUGCAUCCCUUUCUGGAUCUCUACUUCAAGUGUUGUUAAGUGUCGAAAGUCAAGUGCCGACAAAAUUCGUUCAAAAUAAUCUCCCAGCUGCAGGAGUACUGUGCGAUGGCAGAGAAUAAAGGAAUGCUGCUGGCGAAGUCCAUGCAGAAGCAUGCUGGAAGGGCCAAGGAAAAGCUCUUACAAAAUCUCGGCAAAGUAGACCGAACCGCAGAUGAAAUCUUCGACGAACAUCUCACCAACUUCACCAGACAGCAAAACAGUGCCACCAGACUGCAGAAAGAGUUCAACAACUACAUCCGAUGUGUGCGAGCCGUUCAAACCGCUUCAAAGAGUCUCAUGGAUGCCAUAAACGAAGUGUACGAAAGCCAGUGGACCGGUUCGGAGGCACUGUACGCGCAGACCAACACAGUCGAGGUGCUGUUCCAGGACUUUUCGCACAAACUAGGUGACCAGGUGCUGAUACCGCUGAACACCUACACCUCGCAGUUUCCAGAGAUGAGAAAAAAAAUCGACAAGCGUGGCCGCAAACUAGUGGAUUACGACAGCCAGCGGCAUUCGUUCCAGAGCCUGCAGGCCAACGCAGCCAAGCGCAAGGACGAUGUCAAGAUCACAAAGGGUCGCGAGCAACUGGAGGAAGCGAAGCGUACCUACGAAGUGCUCAACACCGAACUGCACGAUGAACUGCCGGCGCUGCACGACUCGAGAAUACUGUUCCUGGUGACGAACUUGCAGACGCUGUUCGCCUCCGAGCAGCAGUUCCACAACGAAACGUCCAAGGUGUACGCCGAGCUGGAAGCGAUCGUCGACAAACUGGCCACCGAGUCGCAGCGAGGCUCGUACACGCUCAGGAAGAUCACCGAUUACAUAUGCCACGGCUAUUGUGGAAGGUGCCAUUGCAAAGCUAAUUCAACUCCGUCCAGCCCACCACAGUCCCCAGUGAAAGCGAAUUUGUCGAUUGUAAAUAACAUCACCACCAACGGUUCUGCCAAUGCCAACGGACCCACAUCCGAUUCACCGCCAUCGAUUUCGCCCAGCUCAGAUCCGCAGCCUGUUUCGGAGGAUGAGGAGGAACCCUCCUAUCAGAACACGGAAGUUGUGAAAUCCGCCAACGCCGCUUCGCGAUCAUCCCCAAUCACAACUACCACCCCCACAAAUGCCGCCACCACCAUUAAUAGUAACAGCAGCACUGACGCUCCAUCGCAGCCACCUGCGGCAUCUAAAAUUCCCGAGCCAUCCGCUAGCGAGAAAGUAACCACCAAUGGUACGGACCAUGAUCAUGAUCAUCAUCCAACCAGCAGUGCUACCACGCCAAAUAACACGCCAGACACUAUCGCAGCCGAUACUAGCGCUACUAGUCCACAGUCCGCUGAAUCCCGGCCGACCUCGUCACCAUCACCAUCAACCACAACGCCCACUAGUGCAGGCGCUGCUGUCUCGCAAUCAAGUAAUACUAAUCAUCACCAUCACCCAUCGUCUGUUGUAUCAUCGUCACAUCAUGCCCAUUCCCAUCACCAUCAUCACCAACCCAACGCCAAAGCGAAUGGGCCAACGUCCCUAACGUCGGCGGCGGAACAACACGUCGCGACAUCCCUCGGCAAGGGCGGACAGCUGUCUAACGGUUUAAACUCAACCCAAUCCCAACAGCAUAUCUACAGCAAUGUCGUUAACAACAGUAGCAAUAACCAAUUGAAUAACCUUAACAAUAACGUAAAUAACAGUAACAGCCAUUGUUCCACCGAUUCUACUACCAACACUCACACCAACAAUAAUAACAGUAAACUGGAAGAACUCUAUGAUAUUCCCUUGGGUGCCACCACAACUGACUUGCCACCGGGAGUGCUGUACCGAGUGAAGGCCACCUACAAAUACGUCCGGGAGGAUGUCGAUGAGCUGAGCUUCGAUGUCGGAGAUAUCGUCAACGUGAUCGAAUACGAGGAUCCCGAGGAUCAGGAGGAAGGCUGGCUGAUGGGUAUCAAGGAAGGCACAAACGAUAAGGGCAUGUUCCCAGCCAACUUUACCCGGCCGUUGUAAACCUAAGUCGGCUUGUAGAGCGAGCAAACGAUUCACAGCUUCGCGGUUCGGGCCGAUGCGAUCGAGUAGAAGCGCAACUCCCAUUGUUAAUAGCAGAAAGUCAAAGAAAAUCAAUUUUCAUAGCAAAAAACGAACAACUCACCCGGAAGAAAAAGAAGAAGAAAAUGAUAAGAUUGAAUCAGCAAAAUAACAUCUCUCAUAUUAAAUGUGUAUAUGCAGAUUAUAUGAUCCGUUUAACACAGAACGAUCGAAUGGAUCCGAUAACACAUAGGAUACAAAGUUUGAUAACACUCGAAAAUAACAUUAGGAACGAAGAAAAAAAGAGCGCGUGAACGGAAGUAAGCGUUCACAAGUGACGUGCAGUGAGUGAUGUUAGAAGGAACAAGAUGUGCCUUUAGAACUGUUCAUGCCAGGACCAGGAGAAUGUGGAUGGUGAUUCCUUUCAACAUCAGUUUUCUCUGCUUUUGUGUCCAACCGUACUAUUUAUUUGUUACAUAUUCACAUCCUUGAAUUUAUCGUUUCCAUUUUAUUUGAAGUACGUACGAUUCAUAGUCAAACAAUCUGUAAUUCAUCCUGUUACGUUGAAGCUUCCCAUUUACAAUUCGAAUAACUAGAAAAGUCUUCCCAAAUUUUUAAUACAUAUCUACAAAGUUCAUCCCUUAGCCAGCGAGUUCGUAUUAUAACCCGGUGAAAACUUUUUUGAUAAUUGUAAAUAAUCGAUUGUCCUUUUCGAUCGAGUAACUUUUGUUCAAAACUUGUUUUUAAUUAGAACCUUGAAAUAUAAUUUUACUGUGUAUUAAACGAUUUGCCAAAAUUGCCACCCGGAAACGAACAACUAUUGUGAAACAAAACACUAUUUUGUAAAUAGGUGAUAAUGUAUAAAGUUGUUCCCCCGAAUCAACGCUGUUUUCCCCCGUCAUUUUUUUUGUAGAAUAGCGCUUUUUUGUGUGUAGUUGAGAGUACGUUUUAAAUAAGUUUGAUCAAACAAACACGAUUCGAAAGCGUCACCGAUGAAAGUGUGUGAUACAUUAAUACAAACAAAAAUGCAUUUUGAAAAAAAAACCGAAGCUUUGAACAGCACACACGUUGCGAAAGCACUCUUUGGCAUCCCUUUUUUGAACACAGAGUAGCAAAAGAGUGCGGAGCGAGUAGCACACGGUAGAUGAAUGACCAUUUCUCGAAAAAAAAUUCCUCCUGUUGAUCUACUUUCUCGAAACACUAUCAAGCUUAAUCUUCCAUUUGCACCUACUGUACUCGUCACCAAAAGUCGCAUGGCCAACACAAGCAACUGUUAUGUAGAAAUACUUUCCCUUCUCAUUGUUCAAUAACUGUUCUAUUAUUAUUUGCAAAUUGAAAAAAAAAUGUUUUUAUUAUAUUUGAAAAUUUUAUCUUAUUUAACAAAUAAUUAAAUUAAUAACUUAGUUGAGUAGUUGUAAUGUACAUGAAUCUACGCGUGGAGGGAAGAUGCGGAUAGGGAUGCGUACAACCCGUUGCAACUGUGGGUAGUUACAAAUGCACACAGAUGAAUUACAAGAAGAAGAGGAAUAAUAAAAGCCGUUUUGGAAUACAAAAAUAUUUGAGGAUAACAGAACAAAAACAGUGGAAUACUUUGCAGAUAAUCAACGAACUUGAUUAUUUUGAUUGGAAAAUAGAUGAUGCAAAGAAAAAAAAAGAUUAACUAAACGCGAAUGAUGAAGAGUUAAUAUAUUUCAAAUAAAAUAUUAAUACUAUAAUAUGCUAAGAAUAACGAGGAUUAAAAGAAGAUACAUGAAACUUGUGUACAACUGUGAUAA